AUGAAGGUGAGCUUCGACCGCCUCGACGCCUACCUCUUCCCGGAGGCGGCCGAGACCGAAGAGCAGGAGGAGACGUCCUCGGAGCUCGCGGCGCUCACAGACGCGACCUUCGUCUUCCCCAAAACGGACACGCCGGCCCUCGAGGACGUGACGCUCUGCGUGCGGCCCGGCGAGGUCGUCGCCGUCGUCGGCGCCGUCGGCGCGGGCAAGACGUGCCUGUUGGCCGCGGCGACCGGAGGCGUGUUAUCGAGAACCAAGGGGUCGCGCGCGCUCGGCGGGUCCGUGGCCAUCGCGCCCCAGAAGGCCCUCGUGUUCUCCGCGACGGUGCGGGCCAACGUGCUGCUGAGCCGCCCCUUCGACCGGUCAAGGUACGAGGCCUGCGUCGACGCGUGCGGCCUGCGCGCGGACUUCGAUUUGUGGCAACCCGCGGGCGACCUCACGGAAGUCGGCGAGCGCGGCGUCACGCUGAGCGGCGGCCAGCAGGCGCGCGUGAGCCUGUGCCGCGCCCUGUACGCCCGGCCGGACCUCCUCGUGGCCGACGACCCGCUGUCGGCGUUGGACGUCCGCGUCGCCGCGCACGUCUUCGAG
Molecule: messenger RNA, 588 nt
Organism: Aureococcus anophagefferens
Lineage: Eukaryota; Pelagophyceae; Pelagomonadales; Pelagomonadaceae
Exons: 1
Biological process (GO): transmembrane transport
Cellular component (GO): membrane
Molecular function (GO): ATP hydrolysis activity; ATP binding; ATPase-coupled transmembrane transporter activity
Source: RefSeq, a predicted model, not a curated record